Molecule: messenger RNA, 1889 nt
Organism: Alnus glutinosa
Lineage: Eukaryota; Viridiplantae; Streptophyta; Magnoliopsida; Fagales; Betulaceae
Exons: 16
Coding region: 248-1576 (442 amino acids)
Biological process (GO): DNA replication, Okazaki fragment processing
Molecular function (GO): 5'-flap endonuclease activity; DNA binding
Source: RefSeq, a predicted model, not a curated record
UUUCCAAUUUCUUUUCGUACUCUAAUUCUUCUUCCUGAGACGUUUGGUUACCGAGAAAAUAGAAAAAUAUUAGGUUUUCUAGCAUAUGGCUUAUACUUAUAAAAAAAAACUUCUGUUUGAGAUUUUCGUAGGGUGUAUUAGUUUCAGUUAAACCACGAAAGAGGAUUGUUCUGGGAACGUACCGGACUUUCAUAUCUCAGGUCACUGCACACUUUUGAGGCUUUCUUCCUUUUGCUGCUAUGAAUUCAUGGCAUGCUAUCAGCCUUCGCUUGUGCACAUUCAUUCCUUGUGGAGGAGCUUUGCAUGCUUAGGAAGAAACUUGUCAAGGGCUCCAAACAAUGGAUAUUGUUUGUGCAAUCUAAAGAAACCAUAUCUGAUUUUUCCUUCACACAAACUAUCCAGAAAGGGCUAUUGUAAUUUAUCCAAUAAUGUGAAGUCAUCUUUACCUGGUGUUAUUCAUGCAACUUCUCUCAGUAACGUGGUCACUCCUUCCGAAAGUGAACAAAUACUUUGCCAAGAUGCACUGCUUUAUCCAGCCAAGAGUGAAGAAAGGGCACUGAAUACUAAUCCUUCAGAUGGUAGAGUAAUGCUCAUUGAUGGCACAUCAAUCAUCUAUAGGUCUUACUACAAGCUUUUAGCAAAAGUGCACCAUGGCCAUAUGUCACAUGCUGAUGGAAAUGGAGAUUGGGUUUUAACUAUAUUUACAGCUCUAUCUCUCAUAAUUGAUGUUCUGGAAUUCAUCCCUACCCAUGUGGCGGUGGUAUUUGAUCAUGAUGGAAUUCCAUUUGGUCAUACCUAUAAUUCAUCCAAAGAAAGUGUUAAGGCGAAAGGUCUGAACUUUCGCCAUACUUUAUAUCCCGCUUACAAGAGCAACCGCCCUCCUACACCUGAUACUAUUGUUCAGGGACUUCAAUACUUGAAAGCAUCCAUCAAGGCUAUGUCCAUUAAGGUCAUUGAGGUACCAGGUGUAGAAGCUGAUGAUGUGAUUGGAACGUUGGCGGCAAGGAGUGUUGAUGCUGGGUACAAGGUACGAGUCGUGUCCCCGGACAAAGACUUUUUUCAGAUCCUAUCUCCCUCAUUACGUCUUCUACGAAUUGCUCCCCGUGGCUUUGAGAUGGUCUCAUUUGGAAUGGAGGAUUUUGCUGAAAAAUAUGGAACUCUGAAACCUUUUCAAUUUGUUGAUGUGAUUUCACUUGUGGGGGACAAGUCUGACAACAUUCCAGGAGUUGAAGGAAUUGGAAAUGUUCAUGCAGUGCAUUUGAUCACUAAAUAUGGUACAUUAGAAAAUUUGUUGCAAUGUGUUGAUCAAGUUGAACAGGAACGUAUCAGAAAGGCCUUGAUUACAAAUGCUGAGCAGGCUAUCUUAAGCAAGAACUUGGCUCUGCUACGUUCUGAUCUUCCAUUUUACAUGGUACCAUUUGCUACCAGAGAUCUCACAUUUAACAAACCAGAGGAUAAUGGGGAGAAAUUUAUCAGCCUCUUAAAUGCCAUCAGUGCUUAUGCUGAAGGAUUUUCUGCCAAUCCAAUCAUCAGUAGAGCACUUCGCUUGUGGAAGAAGCUUGACACACAAUGUUAAGUUGGUUGUGCAAUUGGGCUUGGCGGGCACAGCCUGUUUGCAAUAGAUUUGCCAGCAAAAGAUGUAUGACAAGCUUCUCUUUGUACAGUAAACUCCGCAAAAUUGGCUCAUCUUAAAACUGAGUAUAUAAGCAGAGUAGUGACGAUUCUUUUGCUUUAAUCUCUAAUUUUUGUACCUAUUAGGGUUUCCACACAUGGUUCAAAAUUUUUUGGGUUCUUAAUUACUUCUUUUCCUUUUGCUUUUUGUGUUUCUUUCUUUGGGGUUCCCGAUUCCUAGAAGGAACAUCAAAGCAAUACAUACGAGAUUCAUCUCC